Messenger RNA from Aedes albopictus (Asian tiger mosquito), 2175 nucleotides. It is a transcript of the gene TTLL12, whose product is annotated as tubulin--tyrosine ligase-like protein 12. Gene Ontology annotation, biological process: protein modification process. The record is from RefSeq and is a predicted model, not a curated record. Gene Ontology annotation, cellular component: cytoplasm. The transcript has a single exon. Bases 265 to 2115 code for a protein of 616 amino acids. Lineage: Eukaryota; Metazoa; Arthropoda; Insecta; Diptera; Culicidae.
AUGAGCGCUUGCACGCUGACGUCAUCACUGUCUCCUUCUCUUUCUUUCCCUCGGCGUCGGUCCAUAAAGCCGUCCUUGCCCUCAAAAAAAAUUUGAGGGCAAUGUUUACAAAUCGUAUGAGAAUUCGAUGAGGUUAUGUUUUUGAUGCAAGCCUCUAUUGCACUUUAGAAAAUUCCUCGCGCGCGAAUAAAAUCGAAUUUUCCAGUCGUCUGACACCACAAAAAAAAAAAAAAAUCGAAUUUUACUAGUGAAAAGCGGUGCAUAAUGGACGGUAUCAAUGAGUACGAUUCAUUCAUCUCGAUACACAAGCCGCAGCUACAAGCGUCGGGUGUUCCGGAGCACUUCUGGCCGCAGUUGUUCCGCAAGUUGAAACACCAGGAGUUCGAUGCCGGGAGCAGUUUUUCGCUGUUGUUGGUGGACUACGGGGAGGAGCAGCGGUCCGAGGCGGAUCCCAUUUGGACGGUGGCCGUCUGCAAGGAGGGGGGCAUACGGGCGGAUGAUCCGACGGAGAUCUACUUGGUGGAUCACGCGUGGACCUUCCGGACAGAUAAUGCGAGGCAGUUGUUGAAUGAGCAUCCUCCGCUUGUUAACCGGUUGGCGAUCAUGAUGGGAAUCGAUCAGGAGGAUGUUCCGGCUUCGGUUGUGAUUUCGAAAAUUAUGAACGACGUUUGGAAGUGGUGCAAUAUGUACUCGUUGAACGGAGAGGGACUCACGGUGGAGAACCGGAUGCCGAUUUGGUACGUGAUGGACGAGCUCGGCAGUGGAAUUCUGCAUAGUAACACCCCGAACUGCAGGGUGGUUCCGUUCAUCCAUGUCACGGAACAGAUGACGUACAGUUUGCUGUUUCCGCUGGAGGACUUGGACGAAGGAGAUCAGCUUUACAGGGAUUUUGUUGAAGGAGUUCCCAGCGAUAGCAAGGAACGGGAUGCGUUAUUAUUGCCUUGGCAGUAUACUUGCAUGGAGGAGGAAAGCUUUGCUCAGAAGGAAGCACCCAAGGAAUAUUUCCUGACGGGGCAUAUAGAGGAAUCGCUCCCUGACCCGGACGUAGCUCCACCGCUGUUCGAUGGGAACAGCGCGCUGAAGGUUUACUCCGAGUACGACAUGGUCAACCGAUACCUCACGGAUCCGGGAUUCGAAAUCGUGACGAGCCCGGAAGAAGCUGACAUCCUCUGGUUGACGUCUCAUUUCAAGCAGUACAAAGAGUUCAGUGAGACCACCCCGAACAAAUACGUGAAUCAGUUCCCCUUCGAGAAUGUUCUCACCAUCAAAGAUCUGCUCAGCAUUGUGUGCCGACGCAUGGCCAAGGAAUCAUCGGAAGAUCCCCUAGAGCCCAAUCCCAAAUGGCUUCCAGUGACGUACAAUCUGAAAACUGAACUGGUAGAGUUCGUCAGCUACUUCCAGAACCGGGCGCACCGCGGUCUAGACAAUCACUACAUCGUGAAGCCUUGGAACUUGGCCCGCGGCUUAGACACCUACAUCACCAAGAACGUGGCCCAGAUUAUGCGCCUCCAGCAAACCGGCCCCAAAAUCGUCCAAAAAUACAUCGAAAAUCCGGUCCUGUUCGAGCGGCCUGAAGUGGAAGGCCGGGUCAAGUUUGACAUCCGGUACGUGAUCCUCCUGAAAAGCGUCGACGAACUGUCCGCUUACGCCUACACGAACUUUUUCCUGCGUUUCGCCAACAAACCGUUUGAGCUGGCCGAUUUCGACGACUACGAGAAGCACUUCACCGUGAUGAAUUACUCGCCGGAGUUCCAGCUGCGGCAUAUGAAGUGCCAGGAGUUCCUAGACCAGUGGAAAAUCCAAUACCCGAAGCACCCGUGGGAUCAAAUCGAAGCGGACAUCUGCCAGAUGCUGAAGGAGGUACUCCAGGGGGCUACCAAGGUCGGUCCGCCGUGUGGCAUCGGGGCCAGUGCCCAAUCGAGGGCCCUCUACGCCGUCGAUCUGAUGCUGGAGUGGACCGAGGGUGGAACCCGGAUGCAGCCGAAGAUUCUGGAGGUGAACUUUACGCCGGAUUGCAAGCGGGCAUGUGAGUAUUAUCCGGACUUUUACAACGACGUGUUUAAUCUGCUCUUUCUGGAUCAGGAGAAUGUGGACGUGUUUAGGAGGAUUGUUUGAUAAAAUGGGUGGGGAAUGGCGAAAGAUGAUGAUACAUGUUUAAGAACUAUUUGAAGCAGA